Moneuplotes crassus is the source of this 2721-nucleotide messenger RNA. The record is from the annotation of a GenBank genome assembly. Lineage: Eukaryota; Ciliophora; Spirotrichea; Euplotida; Euplotidae.
UUUCAAACAUAAAAUAAAUAUUAUUCAUUUAAAUUAAAAUGGGGCUCUUCAGGUCUGAAAAUCUUUAUCUGUGAAAGACAACUAUGACCAAGGAUUCUACUUAUGAGUCCAUAAAACAGCUUGGAAGGCUUUCAAUGGUCAGUUUUGUGGAUCUAAACAUAAAUGAACAGGUUUAUGACCUUCCGUAUGCUAAAGAGGUGAAUAGAUGUAAUGAAACCUUAAGAAGUAUUGAGAAUAUUCUACAAGAGUGCGAAAGACUUAAUAUUCCUUUAAAAUCCCCCAGUUCUAUCAAUGAAUACUACAUGGCUCAAAAUGGACUAUCCCAAGUAAUGAAGGUUGCUGAACACAGACUAUUUGAUGUAAUUGAGGAAGAUGUUCAGAAGUAUGAUGAAUUCUUGUCCUCACAAACCAAAAGCCUCAGAGGUAUCAAAAAUGACUAUGAUUUGCUCCAAGACUACCAUGAAGCCCUCCACACUGCUGCUCAGCUUCUUGCAAAGCAGCCCGCUAAUAAAGGAAAGUGGUCUUUCAUGAACAGGAGCAGUGCCUUAGAGAAAGUAUCUGAGAAAGACAAUGAAGAUAGCAAAGAUUAUUCAAACAAGAAAAAUAAUGAAGAUGAUGAUAUAGGUUUCCAGAUAAAGAUAGGUCACAUCAUUGGGACUAUAGAUACUGAAGACUCAUUUAAUUUCAAAAGACUCAUUUUCAGAGCUACUAGAGGUAAUGCACUGAUUCAAGUGAAAGAUAUUAAACCUAAAAAGAUAAAACCAACAAAAAAUCAGAGAUCUUCUUUCUUAAUUACCUUCCAAGAGGGGUUUUCUAUGAGAGAAAAACUUCAGAGAAUUACCCAGUCGUUUGGAGCAAGACUUUAUGAUUAUCCAGAUCAGGACUUUUUUAAAGUAAUUGAGGACCUAAAGACCAAGAUGGUGGAUACUAAGAGAUUGUUAAAAGAUUCAAAUAGAGAAUUAAGGAACUAUCUUAUUCGUCUGAAUGACCUUGAGCAGAAAGAAAUUGAGGGUAAUUCUCAUUUCUACGGGAUCUCAACUCUGCCGAUGUAUAAGAUGUUAGUGCAAAUUGAGCAACAAAUCUACCGUAAUAUGAACUGACUCAAGUCUAUUGACAAUGGAAACGUGCAGUAUGGGUUUAUCUGGUCCACAGUUAAAGCUGAUCAAAUUGAAUCUGAAUUAAACAAGAAGGGGGUUUUCUUAAGAGAGCUUCAUUUUGAAGAUAUCAACAAUCAUGAGUUUGAAACCCCAACUCUCUUCAAAACCAAUGCCUUUACAGGGCAAUUUCAUUCUAUCGUAGAGACUUAUGGAAUUCCAAAAUAUAAAGAAGUGAAUCCCUCUCUCUUCACUAUUAUUAGUUUCCCAUUUUUAUUUGGUGUGAUGUUUGGUGAUAUAGGCCAUGGAGGACUCUUAUUCUUAGCAUCAUCAGCUCUUUGACUCUUUGGAGAAAACAUUCAGGCGUUAAAGCCUAUCUACAAUGCAAGAUAUCUCUUGCUGUUGAUGGGUCUCUUCUCCUUCUUCUGUGGAUUUAUGUACAACGAUUUCAUGUCGAUUCCUAUUGAGAUGAAUGCCUCAUGAUUCACCAAAGGACUAAAAACUUACAGAUUGAGGCCAGAUUGCGUUUAUCCUUUUGGAAUUGACCCUAAAUGGUAUGUUGCUACAAACGAGCUAACCUUUAUGAACUCGUUCAAGAUGAAGCUAGCUGUCAUUUUAGGUGUAGCUCAAAUGCUCCUCGGGAUUUUCCUCAGGUUCUUUAACGCUCACGAUUUCUGUGAUUACGUAGAAUUUAUAGCUCAGUUCGUUGUAAUGUGUUGUUGGUUUGGCUAUAUGAACGUACUGAUCAUAGCAAAGUGGUUGACCCAUUACCCUGAUACCAGCCAAGCGCCUGGUAUUAUUGCAUCAAUGAUAGAUAUGUUUUUGAAAUUCGGGGCUUGAGAGAAGACUCCUAUCAUCUCUGAUGUAUCAGGAACGGAGCAGAUACAGAUAAUCCUUCUCAUCGUGAGUUUUACUUGAAUUCCAAUCAUGCUCUUCCUCAGACCAUUAAUUGCUUGAAUAUCAGGAAGUCAUACCGAGAAGAAGCAGGGAUAUAACAAAUUUGAAGAUGAAGAAGAAUAUGAAGGCUUCCAAGCAGAAGAGAGGAAGCUAGAACAACAACACAGGAAUUUCGAUGUUCAAAACUCAAAUGAAGAAAAUAAACAACAAAUAGCAGAUGAUGGAAGCCACAGAGUUAUGGGUGAUAAUGGUUCACGUGAGAUGCAAGACAGAGAUCGUCAUCAUGAACAAAUGGCUAAUCUAAGAAAAGUUUUAAAAAUUGAAGAUCAUGGACACUCCAUGGAAGAACUCUUUGUCCACCAGUUGAUAGAGACAAUAGAGUUUGUCCUAGGAACUGUAUCUAAUACAGCUUCUUAUCUUCGUUUAUGGGCUCUCAGUCUUGCUCAUAGCCAGCUUGCAGAUGUGUUCUAUGAGAAAACUUUAGUUAUGGGCUUGGAAUAUAAAAGCCCACUAAUGCUAUUCUUUUUGCAACAGUUAUUCUGGGUAGCUACCCUAGGAGUUCUAAUGUCUAUGGAUUCGAUGGAAUGCUUCCUACAUACUCUAAGACUUCACUGGGUAGAAUUCCAAAACAAAUUCUACAAAGGAACUGGAACUAAAUUUACUCCUCUCUCGUUCACGCAGGUCUCCAUUUCAAAUGAAGAUUAGUUAAAUUUAGCUCAAUUUAAAAAUG